Molecule: messenger RNA, 630 nt
Organism: Lycium ferocissimum
Lineage: Eukaryota; Viridiplantae; Streptophyta; Magnoliopsida; Solanales; Solanaceae
Product: putative glycine-rich cell wall structural protein 1
Exons: 2
Coding region: 43-630 (195 amino acids)
Source: RefSeq, a predicted model, not a curated record
CAGUCUUUUUCUCAACGACUUAGUAUUGCACCUAAUUAAGAGAUGAUCAACUCUAAGUUUUCUCUUCUCUUUGUUCUAGAUGCUCUUUUCUGCUUUCUUGGUGCCAUGCAGCUUGUAUCUUCCCGGGUUGACCCGAAGGCUAUAAGCUUUAUUGAGCCGUCCCUGAUGGAUUCAAGGAACUACAUGCUUGAGGAAGAUAAGUCAUUUUAUCAUCCCACUGCUUGUGGUGAAGGCCCUAGUGUGGGUGGGGGUGAAGCGUCAGGAGGAGGUUCUGGUUAUGGUUAUGGGAAAGGGUAUGGUGAAGGCAUAGGUAAUGAUGGUGAUGGUAGUAGUGGUGGAGGAUAUGGAGGUGGAGGUGGUGGAGGUAGUGGCGAAGGAACAGGAGAUGGUUCCGGUUAUGGUUAUGGGGAAGGGUAUGGUGAAGGAGUAGGUAGUUAUGGUGAUGGUGGUAGUGGUGGAGGAUAUGGUAGUGGAAGUGGUUAUGGUUAUGGUAAUGGAACUGGAACUGGAGCGAGUGCAGGAGGAGGUGGUGGAGGCGGUGGUGGUGGUGGUGGUGGUGGUGGUAUGGAUGGAGCUAAUGGUAAUGGAUGUGGUGAAAGUGAAGGUUAUGGAGGAGUUGGAACACCUUGA